UGCGCAGAACGCGUUGCCUGACAGUGGUAAACAGACGUCAGAAGGGAGUCUUCGCCUCGAGUCAAAACAAAACAAGUCAAAAAGGUACUGAAGAAUUGAGUAUUUGGACAGCCGCGACUACUGUAAGUUUGUGGAGACUCGUAUCGUUUUAGAAACGGCUACUUGGAGGAAGUUCUCGGAGGCUUUUCACGGACUUUUCCACGGAUUGUGAACUCUGGAGUAGCAGGAGCUUAACCCAGCUAACGUUACGGUGGCUAUCGUGCAGUUCUCAAAGUGCGGCGGGUGGGAGCCGACAGACCUCCGAGGCGACCCAACUUCACCCAACACCCGGGGAUUCACUUCGUAGUCGGUUCACCGAAGAAGAUCUGAGCUCCGGGCCUCGGUCGAGAGGGUUUUAAUAAUAAUAACCGAGUCUUCGAGCAUCGUGUGCCGCGGCAAGAGUGGAGAAACAUGGCAGAUGGUGACAUGCGCCUGGCCGCAAUGUGGCGGAUCGUGCAAACCUGAAGCAAGGACUUCUCGUGCGCACGUUUCUCCCAUCUUCCCACUUUUAUUGAUUUAAAGAAACACCUUUGAUCAUUUCUUAAAACCGCUCGUGAUUUCUUCACCCAACGCUCGCGCAUUUCUCUGGUUGUUUAGUCACAGCGGCUUUAAUUUAAGGCCAAAAAGACGACGGACACUUUUUAAACACUUUUUUUUUUUUUUUAAUUCCUUUGCCGGAAUAAUCAUUCGUCAUGUGUUUUUACACUUCACUUAACUUUUAACCGGACAGUUUUUUUGUGAGAGUUUUUAAAUUUAUUUUUUGUAGGUGUGUGUGUAGGAUUGUUGGCUCGUGGAGCGCUCAGACAUCACGUUGUUUACAAGUGGAGACGGACUGGUGCUCAGAAGAUCCUUUGUAACAGUAGCCAGAUAAUCCCUGUUUGUAGUCCUCAUAGCCUUACAGUAAAAACAAAUGUAUGUAUAAGGACAUAUACAUGCAAUUUAAAAAAAUUUUUUACGAAUUUAUCCUUAAUUUUGAUUUAUUCCUAAAGGUUUAUUUUAUGAGAGGUUUAAACUAUACUUUUUAUUUUAUUUACAAUUUUCAGAUAUUUAAAUCGAGUGUUUAUUGACUGAUGUCAUUAUUUUGUAUCUGUAUACCUUUAAAAUUUAGGUAGGCCUUUUCAAUUUCAGGUGAGCCCAAAAACCUCUGUAGAUCCAGAUGUUUUGGUGCUCAUUGCCACUCUGACACUUUUGUUUUUGUUUCAUUCAAACAAAGGGACUCUCAUCCCAGCCAUCCUUCAUUCUAUAUAAAUCGGAAGGUUUAUGAUAGUUACUAUUAAGGAGAUUAUUUGGGUUCCCUAAUCUCCAAUCUGAGGAUUAACGGAGGCUAUUGGUGUGUCCAGAUUACGCCUCUUCAACCGGCCCCUCUGUUUACACCCCCGCAGUGGCUCAAGCAUAUUGUUCUUGUGUCAGGGAAGUUUUUUUUAACUCAUCUUCCACUCUUUUACUUUGAGAGGUAGAUGUGUUAAGUGCUAUCAUCUUUUUUUUUUGGGUUGAGUGGAAGUUCAGAGGACCGCCAUGGAGGAGUCCUCGGUGCCCCCCAUUGACCCAGAUUUCGAGCCGCAGAGCAGACCCCGCUCCUGCACGUGGCCGCUGCCGAGGCCCGACAUCUCGGCUGUCAAACCGGAGGGGGCGGACGGCUCCGAGUCCGUCGCCGGGACCCCACCCGCGGACGAGGACAAGCCCGAGCCACAGCAAAUCACUUCCGAGCCCGAGAAGGCUGCGGCGGGCGCCGAGGGAGGGGUCGCGGCCGGCGGGGGCGGAGCGACGCCCCGCAAAGGAUCGUCCCGGCGCAACGCGUGGGGGAACCAGAGCUACGCAGAUCUGAUUAGCCAGGCCAUCGAUAACUCACCUGAGAAGAGGUUAACCCUGGCACAGAUCUACGAGUGGAUGGUGAAAACAGUGCCUUACUUCAGAGACAAAGGAGACAGCAACAGCUCAGCGGGCUGGAAGAAUUCAAUCCGCCACAAUUUAUCACUCCACAACAAGUUCUUGAGGGUCCACAAUGAAUCGACAGGCAAGAGCUCCUGGUGGAUGCUCAACCCAGAAGGAGGGAAGACCGGGAAGGCUCCUCGCCGCCGGGCCGCCUCCAUGGACAACAGCAGCAAACUGCUGAAGAGCCGCAUGAGGGCCAAGCAGACUAAGAAGCAGGCGGGAGCAGCCGGCCUGGGGGGCGCUGGAGGGGCGCUGCAGGGCGACGGCAGCACAGGUUCAGCCGGGGCAGACAGCUCGAAUUCGUCCCAGCAGUUCCCCAAAUGGGGGGUUAACAACAGCAGCCCGUCGUCCCGCGGCAGCUUGGAUGACGCCGACAUGUGGACCACCUUCCGGCCGCGCACCAGCUCCAACGCCAGCACCCUGAGCGGACGUCUGUCCCCCAUCGCUCCUGGACAGGAGGACGAUGACAACCUGCCCGAGGAUGGAAUGCUGGGAAGAUACACGGCCAGCAGCUUGACCCCCACCCUCACCGAGACCCUGAUGGAGGAGCUGGACCUGAUCGACGGCCUCACAUUGAUGACUGGGCAGCAGGGAGGGGCCAGUCCCAGCACAGCCCCACCAGCACCUCCCACUCCGCUGCCCUCCGCCUCCACCCUGCUGCCCCGGGGCUCCAGCUUCUCCUCCUUCCAUCAGUUGCAACCAUCCAGCCUCCCGCAGGCCCCAAAUCACACCGGGACCCAGGCCUCUGUCUCUCAGUGUGGAAUGAACAGUAAAGAGCCGUCAACCUUCAGCAACUCCCUCUUCAACCCCAUGUCCAGCUCCGGCUCUCGUGGGGGCGGCCAUUACACCCACGUGCCUUCCAGCCUGGAGGCGCUGCUCACCUCCGACUCCCCUCCUCCCAGUGAUGUCAUGAUGACUCAGGUGGAUCCCCUCAUGCCCAGUCCUGGAGGGGUGGGCCUGAUGGGCAUGGGCACAUCCGUGGUGGGUGUGAGGUCCAAACCCAACCAGCUGCUGUUGGCUAAAGGGCUGGAGCCCAACACAGUGGCCCCCAUGGUGCUGCAUGCUCAUAUGCAGCAGCGUCACCUUCACCAGCAGCAGCAGCAACAACAACUACAGCCACAACAACAACACCAACACCAGCACCACUCUCAGAUGGGUUUGGGGAUGAUCCUCUCAAGUAUGUCUCAAGACCCGUCACAGCUCUCGGCUCUCAAAGCCCAUCAUGCCGCGGUGCCAGCGGUGGGCUCUCAUCACGGAGGGCCCGUCGGCUCAGCCAAUCCCGGCAUGAGCCUGCUGGGGAUGAGUCAGUUCGGAGCUCCGUCCUGCUUCCCGACCGGUCACGACCGACUGCCCACAGACUUGGACAUGGACAUGUUCACCGAAAACCUGGAUUGCGACGUGGACUACAUCAUCAACAGUGACCUCAUGGACGGAGACGGCAUCGACUUCAACUUUGACCCCAUACUGCCUGGAGGCCAAGGCUGCGCCGGCCCGGCCACCACGCAGGGCUCCGCUCAGAGCUGGGUGCCCAGCUAAGUCCUCAGCUGACCACUCGGAGGUAGCCAGGAACUAUUCUCCAAUCAAGAAGACCUCACAAAAUGACCGGUGCAUUCCUCCUCCCUGCGGCCUGAAGAUACUGUCUUCAAAUCCGACGCUUCUCUCGGACCUUUAACCCCCGUGUCAUGUGCCAAGACAUGCGGAGGGCAGGGAGGUGCUUCGGGCUACUAUGCACAAUAUUUCUCCUUUUUUUUUUUUUUUUUGGAACAUAUAACACUUGCAAACAAUUAGGCUGCUCUGCGUUUUUUUUUUUUCUUGUAAUCCAAACUGAUGAUGUCUCAAAGACGUGUGUGACUUGGUGUUUUUAAGAGUGAAAAGACAAAUCGUUAACUCCCCUCUGCUGGGAGUUUUUAUUUCAGUUACGUUGCACCACAAUAGCUUCAGGUUGGAAACGGUACACGACGGCUUUGGUGUUGAAGGCUUGAUGGAAUGUGUGUGUUUUUUUUGGGAGAAGUGGCCAGUUUUCCAGCAUAACCUGCCAGACGGAGCGCUGUCUGAGUGGCAGUUACUCUGCUGCGCCGUGGACACGGUUCACCGUGAACAGGUGGAGGACGAAAGACUCGACGACCGGAGGUAUAAAAGGCUCGAUUCAACAAUUGCUACACAUCUCGCACAAUUGUGGACUACGAUUAUAUGCACGAUUUUUUUAAUUUCUCACUUCAGAGAAAGAAAAGAUGAUUUUUUUUUUCUCCAAUGAAAUUUGGUGAUUGAGCAGUUAAGAGAGUCUGUAUUUUCAGUUUGAUCAAUCCAGUGUGUUAUGGUAGAUGUCAGUUAGAGGGUGUGUGUUUUUACUUUUUACAUCCCUGAUGUGCAGUCAAACUAACAAAAUGAAGAAAUGUAACUUGUGAAUUCAUACACGGGGCAUUCAAGGGUGAAUUUAUUUGCCAACAAGUGAUUGGUUGGCCAAGUAUUAUAUUGUUUCAGACAGCGGCCUCCACUGUCACAUGGUCGAACUGAUCAUUUCUUCCUCCUUUUUGUUGUUAUUGAGCCUGUGCAUUUUCAAAGCACUUAGGUUUCCUGCGACACAGGGACCCCAAACCUAGAAGACACAUUAGGUUGUACCAUUUCAUUAAGAGUUUAAAUCCUGUAAAAAAGGAAAAAUGUAAAAGCCAUGGUUGCACAUGUACACAAUGUCACGCUACGCAGAUUUAUCGGGAGAACUAAAUGAGAUCUUGAAGGAAAUUUGAAAAAUCACUUCUUGAAGGGUUUUGUUAUUUAACAUUUUCCUGAUAUUUUGAUAUGGGGGGGGGGGGGCUUCAUGUCAAAAAUAUUCGCUCACACUUUAAUUAUUCAGUUCAAGAAAUGAAUUCUCUGUGAGUACAAAAGAAGAAUAUAUUUGAUUAUAGUUUUAAUAUACAAUUUAGAUGGAAGUAAUAAACGAGAUAUUAAUACAUAUGAAUAUAUUACUAAUGACAAGUGUUUUUUUACAUUGGAGGAAGCAUUCUCUGAUAAUUUUUAACGGUAAUUUUCUAUACUUGUAUUUUUGUAAAGGAUGAGAUGCAUGUAGAUUUUUUUUUUUACGUAACCAAAGGAACACUAAUAUUUGCGUUUGCAUGGCGUUUAGGGAGCGCUUGGGCCUGACACGGUGUCUCGUGUGUACAUAAGCUUUGCAGAAGAUGCCUGUAACGUGAUAUCUGACUUUGAGAGUGGAGUGAGGCAUCAAUACUUGACCAUUUUAACUAAAAUUCCCAAUGAUCUGCCUCUUUUUUUUUGCAUUAAUUGUGAAUCCAAUUAAAUAAAAAUAAAAAACGUGGCAUGAUGAAAAGAAAACACCUUUUAUCGUCCCACUUUUCAACAUGCCGUCGCAUUCUCAUCUCAAAACGAGACUAAUACAACCGUUACCUCUCAGCGGGAAAACAACAGGAAGACAACUCUGCACAGAUGUCAUCAGAUCGGGUGACAAUAAGCAAAAUGAAUAUUUAUUCUACACAUUUUUCUCUGUUACAACAGACUGGAAUCCAUCACACCACGUCUGUGUGUUUUCUUGGAGGAGGUUCUGUCUUAAAAAGAGUUGACCUCAAAUUUGACUUCCCUUUUUGUUUUGUUUUUAGAGAAAUGUAUUGUAGCUCUCCAGCCAUGUAUAUCAUUUCUAUACUAUUCCUUGGGUUUUAUUUUGACUGCCAAUAUUUAAAACACUAUAGCAUGACUUUAUUCUGUCCUCUUCCCCCUUAAAUUCUAUGUUUUGUGUUCGUAUUUAAUUACUUUUGUUCAUAACUGUCAACGUUUUGUGAUCAGAAAUAACAUCCCAGCAGUUUAAACUCUUUCAUUAUGUCACUGUAACUACGUGAAUAUGGUAGUCUCUGGUUUUUAUAAGCACUCUUUUUUUUUUUUUACUUUUCUAAUGGUGCUAGAUGUCAUUUCUGACGUUUCCUGCAUGAUGCUACGGGUGCAUAUCAGGGCCUUUUUGAAUUUUAUGUAUCCAGCACAGGGAUGUUGAUAUGGUGCCAUGUUAGAAGUUAGCACACGAUCAAGUCUUUCCCCAUUUUUGGUUUAUUUUUUUAUAUAUAUAUAUAUAUAUAUAUAUAAAAACCACUGAACGGGUCAUUAAGUAGAUCUGGAAACAGAAGACCAGCUUCUUCAAACUGCAUGAUGUUAUUUUAAAUAACAUUUAAUUAGUUUAGAAAGUUGUAUAUGCAACAACUCCCCCAGUUUCUCUGAACUAAUGCAGGUGUUGGAAAUGUUAACAUUUUAAAAGGAGGGACUGCAGCAUGUAAAAGGAGCGGCAGCUGGUCGGAUGUCUCUAGUUUACUGGGCAGGUGUGGUGUGUGCUUGUAUUCCCCCUCUAUGUAAUAGUCAUUUUUUUUCUUCAGUUCUCUUUAAGUAGCAGUUAGUCCAUGUAGGUUUGGAAUUUAAAAAUGCCCCAUUUGAUACAGUAUGUUAGUAUUCAGCAAGGGUUUUUCUUUCAUAGGGAGGGUUGGGUGGACAGGGAAUGAGUUGUGCAUAAGCCAAUUAUGUUUAUGAGUUUUGAUUAAUGUUGAUAGUUUUUAAGCUGCCCCCCCCCCCAAAAAAAAAAAAAAUCAGUCUCUUUAAAAAUUGUAAAGUCAGCCAGAGAUGACAAACAGUUCUGAAAAGCAGAAAUAAAUUCAAUAAAAACUGUUUAACCCA
Molecule: messenger RNA, 6633 nt
Organism: Anarrhichthys ocellatus (wolf-eel)
Lineage: Eukaryota; Metazoa; Chordata; Actinopteri; Perciformes; Anarhichadidae
Gene: foxo4
Product: forkhead box O4
Exons: 3
Coding region: 1555-3507 (650 amino acids)
Biological process (GO): regulation of transcription by RNA polymerase II
Cellular component (GO): nucleus
Molecular function (GO): RNA polymerase II cis-regulatory region sequence-specific DNA binding; DNA-binding transcription factor activity, RNA polymerase II-specific
Source: RefSeq, a predicted model, not a curated record